Messenger RNA from Gavialis gangeticus (Gharial), 990 nucleotides. It is a transcript of the gene KCNMB1, whose product is annotated as potassium calcium-activated channel subfamily M regulatory beta subunit 1. Gene Ontology annotation, molecular function: calcium-activated potassium channel activity; potassium channel regulator activity. Lineage: Eukaryota; Metazoa; Chordata; Crocodylia; Gavialidae. Bases 344 to 949 code for a protein of 201 amino acids. Gene Ontology annotation, cellular component: voltage-gated potassium channel complex; membrane. Gene Ontology annotation, biological process: detection of calcium ion; potassium ion transport. The record is from RefSeq and is a predicted model, not a curated record. The transcript has 5 exons.
ACCUUACCAUUUAUGGUAACAGAAAUCUUCAUAAUAGGGAAACUGAAGUUAAGGGUUCAUACACAGCAAAACAAACCGCGAGGGAUCCUGGAAAGGAACGUUCUAAAUCUAAGUUUAGCUGUCUCUUCACUGACAUGGGAAGGUUUUUCACCUAUCAAGAUUAGUCAAAUGACAACAACUAUUUUCCGCACUGAAGACUACAAAAAAGCAAAGCCUGUCAAGAGAACACAAGUCUUGGACACUAUUCCCAAGGACUAGACUCCACAUGGCUUCAUGGAGUUCCAUCUCUACAUCACAAGGCAAUAACCAGAAUCUGAAACUGCAGAAUCCAUAAAACUAAAUCAUGUUGGCCAAAAAGUUGGUGACUGCACAGAAGCGAGGGGAAACCAGAGCAUUAUGCCUGGGACUGGGAAUGGUUGCCUGCUCAAUGGUGAUGUACUUUUUUAUUGGGAUCACAAUUGUGCCAUUGUACACGAGUAGUGUUUGGACAAAAAAUACUACGUGCAAGGUGCUGAAAACAAACAUCAAGGAGAAAGUCGAUUGUUCAUGCUGUGAAGAAGCAAAUGACAGUUAUCCUUGUCUGGAAGUCUGGGUCAACUUGAACUUCUCAGGACAAGAGGUUAUGCUAUAUCAUACAGAAGACACAUGGAGAAGAAAUCGCAAGUGCUCAUACAUCCCCACAAAGAAGGAGACCGCCAAAGAAGUUAAACAAUUAAUAGAGACCAUUGCAGAAAAUUUCAGAAGGUAUCAGACUUUUCCUUGUUAUUGUGACCCAGAAGGAAAACAGACAAGCGUCAUUUAUAGUAAACUAUAUCAACUAAAAGACCUACCUUUCGCUUUCCUCUGGCCUAGUCUCAUGUUAACUGGUGGAAUUCUGAUUGUUGUCAUGGUGAAAGUCAAUCAAUACAUGUCUGUAUUUUCUGCCUGGCAGUACAAAACAAACAUAUAACCUUCACAAAUUCAAGCUAGAAAGUGCCUCUAUCCCACCCA